This is a messenger RNA of Pecten maximus, 12049 nucleotides long. RefSeq names its product ubiquitin carboxyl-terminal hydrolase 43-like. The record is from RefSeq and is a predicted model, not a curated record. Gene Ontology annotation, molecular function: cysteine-type deubiquitinase activity. Bases 84 to 3782 code for a protein of 1232 amino acids. NCBI's taxonomy places the organism in Eukaryota, Metazoa, Mollusca, Bivalvia, Pectinida, Pectinidae. Gene Ontology annotation, biological process: protein deubiquitination. The transcript has 12 exons.
GCGGACAGGAAGUCAAACUCAAAAGAAAAACAAUGUCAAAACUUUGUACAGUUUGAUCUUCGAUUCUCGUGUAUGGUCACAGAAUGACCGAAAGUAUUCCAGGUGGUAGACAAAGAUCAUCAUCCGUCGGUAAUGUGUUUGAAGAAGACUUCAAUGACGAUGGAUUCGAUCCACUUUCAGACCGCCAUCGAAAGUUUAGCCAAAGUCUACAUCUGGAUAGUUUAAAAGCGAAAAACGGUACUGGUAUCGAACGUGUUGAACAAACUCGUGAGGAUCCCGAUAAUUUUGCAACACUGCCUACAAAGGCAAAGCGUCGUACAAGACCUUCUUUCAAAUCUGUGAAAAAUUUGAUGGGCAGGCUUAUGAAUAGUUCGAAUUCAUGGACAGCAAAUCGACGAGAAGAUGACAGUCGGGUUGGUUCUAAAGGGGGGAUGACGCAGAGUUCGAAACAGCGGGAUGACCGAACGCCCGAAAUUCCAUAUACAGAAUCUACCUCGCGCCCCCUCGUUACCAAAUCAUCAAAACAGCCAGAUAUCUUUUUUGGUGACGAGACACCUGGCACGAUUGGAAUACACAAUCAUGGCAACACUUGUUUUAUGAAUGCAGUUCUUCAGUGUUUGAACAAUACUGAUAAUUUUGUUGAAUAUUUCAUAAGACAAUUGCACAAAGAUGACCAGAAAUCAUCGACGAGAAGACUUGGGUUUCGUAAUGUUCAUAACGUAACAGAGCAACUUGGAAUACUCUUAAAUAGUCUCUGGACUAAUAGAUACCACCAUGAUGUGUCGGACAGUUUUAAAACAGUUGUUGGGAAAUUCAAUAGCCAGUAUAAAGGAACAUCUCAACAUGAUGCCCAGGAAUUCCUUCUCUGGUUAUUAGAUAGAAUAAAUGAAGAAUUUAAUGCAAAUAGCAAGAAAAAAACCAAGCAGAUUUCUGGGAAGAAACAGAGUGACGAGGAAGCAGCAGAAGAAGUUUUGUCCACCAAUAAUGGCAGCCCACUGUAUAAUUUGUUUCAAGCACUGUACCGUUCAUCGCUACAGUGUCCCAACUGUGGCAAGCAAAGCAACACAUUUGAGAACUAUCUAUGUUUGUCUUUACCUCUUCCUAACAAAGUCAUGCGACCUGUCUACAUCAUUUUGGUAGAGGCAGUAGAAGUGAACAAACCACCUAAGCAGACCAAGAUAGGACUGCGACUCAAUGCAUAUGGCUGUGUCAAAGAUUUACGACAAGAAAUUUCAAGCUGGACAAAGAUAAAAGAAAAAUAUUUGGUGUUGUGUCAGAUUUAUGACAAUGGAUUCAGAAACCCCUACAGGGAUGACCAGCCAUUGACAGACAUUCCUGAGUCGGAGAAUGUAUAUGCUGUGGAGAUGUGGUGUGCUGGGGGGUCCCCCACAGGAGAAGGACAUCAGCAGUUUGAACAGUCUUAUGUUUCAAUAUUACUGAUUCACACACAGCGAGAAUCAAAUCCUACCAAAUAUUUAAGAUUCUGUGCCCCACAGAUCCUGAGAAUUCCCAGAGAUGUUGAUAAUCGUGGCCUGCAAAAAGAAAUCCUUGCAAACCUUGGUCCCUGUGUCAAAGAGGGUCUUCUUGGUCAGAAGUUGGAUACACUUUUUCGUCUGAGACUCGUUAGUGGCAGUGCUGCACGUGAUUAUCUCCCCCUGGAUGUUGAAAUGCCUCUGUAUGUCCAGAAUGUAGACAGGGCUUUGUCAAACUACCGCUCGGAAUAUGGUCCUCCACACAUCAAACUUGUUGCCGAAUGGGAUCCAGCUGUCAAAAAGAAGGUGGUUAGCCAUGAUAUUGAAACUGUAGAUGAACACCCAUCAUAUCGUCAAGUACGCCAGCACCAGCAUCCAGAGCCAAUCUCCCUUGAUGAAUGUCUUCAUCUCUUUACUAAACAGGAGAAGUUGACUGGGGAUGAUGCCUGGCUCUGUCCUCACUGUCAUAAACAACAGCAGGGCACAAUGAAAACACUGGGUUUGUGGUCUCUACCGGACACGCUGGUCAUCCACCUGAAGCGCUUCAGACAGGUUGGUUUGCACCGAAGCAAGUUGGAGUCUCUCAUAGACUUUCCAGUGAAUGGUCUAGACAUGAGUAAACAUAUCCUCCGUCCAAAUGGUGAAUGUGACCUCCAGAGGGUCACCAUGAACAUGACGCCACAGCAACAACGUGUCCACCAGGGGGAGCAUCAUGACAACAUGAUCUAUGACCUUCAUGGAGUAUGUAAUCAUGAUGGUAGCAUGCUUGGUGGCCAUUAUACAGCAUUUUGUAAAAAUCCUUUGGAUAGUGACUGGUAUAAAUACAAUGACUCGAAAGUGACUGCCAUUUCUGUGUCAGAAGUACAGACCUCAGCUGCAUAUCUCCUGUUUUAUCAACGCAGAGGUUUCUCCUCCAUGGCAAAGCAAGAUCUUUGUGAUGGUUCCCACUGGAUCUAUAGAUUACACCUUUGGGACAAGGUGUCAAAUCAGCCCAAGGUCGCAUCAGACACUGACACUGACAAGAGCAGGAGGAACACUACAAACCCUGAUCGUGGUACAAGGCAAAGUAGUGUGAAAUUAGUGCAUGAUUCCGAGGAUAAUAGGAAGUCUCACAUAGCAGCACGACCUGCAGCUAAUGGUAAUUCCUCACAGAGUGUUACAGAAAGUCACAGACUAAAGUAUGAUGUCAACCUACGGGUGGAUGUUGAUCGUGCUAACAGUAGAGUGAGUGAUAUUGAUAAGAAGCUUCAGGAGACGAGGAUAUCACCACAUGGGCAAGAUAUUAAAUCUGAAAAACUGAAAGUGGCCAUGCCUCCUGCACGCCCAUUGUCACAUCCAAACCUUGUCAAUACCUCUCACAGAGGUACAGAGUCCUCAAACAUUACUGUAAAUGGCAAUAAAGCAAUAGUUCACCGACCUGCAGACCAAAAAGUCUCUGUGUCUGGGUCAUCAAGUUCUGAGGAGAGACAUUCCUCAGGGUCUUCCAUGUCUAGUCCAACACGAACAAAUUCAGUGUCUGACAAGUCAAACGAAAUCUCGACAGUUAACCACCGCCCACCACCAAUUCCUAAUAGGAAUGAAUCUUUGCCAUCUAAACGAGGUAAAACUUCUAAGGAUCAGCCUGACUCAAGUACAGCCAGGUCAAGUCCAAACAAAAUGCAGCCAAGCUUUACAACUCCCCAGCAGAACCGUCGCCAAGUAUCACCGUCUAAUGCUGUUGUUUCCAAACAGGCCUGGUCCACACCACAGCCUGUCAAGAAGCAAAUGUCUAUUGUAUCCAAUGGUUGCUCGGACGAUCUUGACUAUCGUAAUAAACAUCCAGAACGGCCACCCCAGCCUGUGUUUAGGCCCUCUCCAGCUCCACUGACUUCUCCCACCAACUCAUCAAAGUCUGCUGGUAAAGAACAGAGGUCACAGGAAUUUUCAGAUUCCAGCAAGAAGUUAAAUGAGCCAAAGAAUUUGACUAAUGGCACUCAAAGAAACAAUUCAGAACGGAUCAUCAAGUAUGCCACCAUAGCAAGAACAUCUCAUAGGGCCAGUGCCGAUGACUUUGUCCCAGAUAAUACUCAUGUGAUCCCGCGGUCCCGGACAGAACAGGGGUUGUCUUCAGCAGAACGUCAAAUGGUUGCAAAUAUGGCAAACCAAGCUCGGUCUCGUCAGCCAGUGAUAGCAACAGAGAGUUUUGCAGACAACAUCCCUCGCUACCAACCUCACAAGCACUACUAUAAAGGAUUUCAAUUUAAGGAACAAAAGCAGUUGUAUCUCAAAGAGAAGAUGUACUCCCCAUGUCUUAAGGAGUCUUCAGUCUAGUGAUACAUUUUAUGUUGCUGCUCUUACCAUGCCAACAACUGUUCUAGUCUUGUAUCAAAUUUCUAUAAUAGAUUACUGGGUGUUUGAUUUUAAAUCUGCUGUAGGUCACUAUUCAGGUACAGUUGUAUUUUACAUUGUGUUGUAACUGACUUCGAAAAUGAUACACUCACAACAGUUUUCUUUUUGGAAACACAGAUCUUUUGCAUUAGCAGAUUUAGCUAUGACUGAUUUAAAUUUAAAUCUACUGAUCCCAGGGUCAGUAUUAUAAAUUGUAGUGAAGUAAUUAUUCUCCUAGAUCUCUUGUACCCAUUAUAGAACAUGAACUGUAGAUAUCAGGUCUUUGAUGUUCAUGUUGGAAAUGGUUUUAGAUUCCAUAGGUCAAACUGUUACAUCAAUAUUUGGGAGUAGCACUUUUUUUUAACUAUAUCUGUGAGAUAAUAUAGAAAGGUAUAAAAAGACAACUACAUGUAUAUGAUAUUUUGACAAUGGAAUUAGUUUUUGUUAGAUUUUUAGUAUAUGCCAACAUCCCUUGUACUAUGAAAGAAUCACAUCCACUUUGUUUGUUUUACAGAUUGUUUACUGAUAUUUAUAACAUUUUUACCAGUGAAAUAUCAAAAAGUAUUCAUUCUAUAAAAGUGAUAUUUUUUACUAUUGAAAAAUAUUACUUUUCUGAUGUUUUUCACUAGUGAAAAAUAUCACUCUUUUCUGAUUUGACCAAUCAGAACACUGCUUACAAACAACAAUAGGAAAUUAAGAUUUGCAUAAUGCUCUCCCUCAUAUGAUAUGACGUCAUAAUGCAAGAUAGAAUACAUAACGUAAAUAUUUGGCCUACAUUUGUGAGACGCUGACAGGAGACCUCAAUGAAUUCUGGGAGAGAUUGAGUUGCGUGGUAUAUUUUGCUAUAAAUGUAAUAAAUGGAAUAUUUAACAGUAUCUUCAGUAAUAACAAAUAUAUUUCACUCAGGUGGCUAAUAUUUACUGAAGACACUGUUAGAUAUCCUCUAUUUAUACAGUGUAUAUUAACUGUUAAAUGGCACAUUAGAAGUAUCUUACAUCUACUUUGAAGAAACAUCAGAGAGAUAUAUAUACUAUAGAAAACUGUGCUGCUAUUUCAGUAUUCAUUUAAUUUUAUGUUCAAAUAGCAGGAUGUAUGCAUAAUGUAUAUUAUGAAUCUUUUAUUUAGAGAGAAGGAAGAUACGCAAUACAUAGGAGACCUUCCAUGUAGUGAUAAAAUUAGUAUCUCUGUACUUCACUGAUGGAGUUUACUGGACUAGUGAAAGCUUUACAAACUAUGUCUAUCUAAAGGGGUAUAUAUUCUCUCAAUGAGACUAGUGCAGAGGUUAUGUGUGAACGCAACCUGGGGAAUUUCUAGGAUGUGAGAGGUUAUGUGUGAACACAAACCUCUAAUUUCUAGGAUGUGAGAUGUUAUGUGUGAACACAACCUGGGGAAUUUCUAGGAUGUGAGAGUUUAUGUGUGAACACGACCUGGAAUUUCUAGGAUGUGAGAGGUUAUGUGUGAACACAAACCUGGGGAAUUUCUAGGAUGUGAGAGGUUAUGUUUGAACACAACCUGGAAUUUCUAGGAUGUGAGAGUUUAUGUGUGAACACAAACCUGGGGAAUUUCUAGGAUGUGAGAGGUUAUGUGUGAACACAAACCUGGGGAAUUUCUAGGAUGUGAGAGGUUAUGUGUGAACACGACCUGGAGAAUUUCUAGGAUGUGAGAGGUUAUGUGUGAACACGACCUGGAAUUUCUAGGAUGUAAGAGGUUAUGUGUGAACACAAACCUGGGGAAUUUCUAGGAUGUGAGAGGUUAUGUGUGAACACAAACCUGUAAUUUCUAGGAUGUGCAGAAUUGUUCACUACUCUGUUCUUAUUGUAUAGUUACUUUUGCAUUGAAGGACACUGCCAGAUCUCUCUUAAUGGUAAUUGGUUAAUUACAUGGUGUUGAACAAAUUUGUACUGUUUCUGUUAAAUAUAGCUCACUACUUAAUUGUGAGAGAACUUUCCUGUAAUUAUAUAUUCCAAGUGUUAAUAUCGCAGAUUAAAACUUAAAAGAAUUGUUUAGUAACAUUUAAACAAAAUGUGACUACAUGUAUGUCCUUUCAUUCUCCUUGUUGUUUAAUUUAGGUAGCUUAAAAUUGCAAGGGUAACACUGAUAAGAUAUGGCAACAAAUUAUACAACUAUCGGUAAAACAAAUAUCCUGAAGUCUUACUGUAGCCAUGCCUGAAAUAAAUAGUAUCAAAGUCCAAGCUGGACCAAGACUGUCAAAAGAUUAAACACUUAUGAAUAAAGAUGUUUUGGUCACUGAAACGUCAACAAAGAUUAUGAUCAAAGAUAUUUUACAUGAUUCAGUACAGAUAGUACCUUCAUAUCCAAGUCUUAAAUCAUUUGCAUGUUAACAAAGUACAGUGAUGUGGGAUUUAUCAUUAAACAUGUACAUAUAUAAUAAUUAUGUAAAAAUGUAACAAUUUUAUAUGGAGAAAGCUUUCAGCUGGUCACAGCCAGAAAUAAGAGUAUUAUGAUAAAUUAGACAUAUCAAAAAUUUAAUCUUCUGUAUAAAAUUUUAAGGUAUUUUAGGAUUAAUUGGACUUAGGAAUUAAAGGAAUACUAUCAUGCGAGAUUGUUAUAUACAAAGUAGUUGUAAUCAAGAUAUUUGUUCGGAACAAAAGGGUAUAUUUUUAUUUAUUCAGUGUCGAGUGUCAAUUGAAAUUUGAUACAAUAUGAAAGUUUUCUUUUUUCCAAAAUAAUUGAAUGUACAAUGUAUAUACAAAUUACUAAAGAAAUACAAAUGUGCCAUAGGUUGAAUCUCUUUAAGAUAUUAUGUAAAUUGAAGUGCUAGUCAGAAAAUGAGAAGUAUUUUUAUACUGUAAAUACAAUGUGUGCGGUAUCCACGUAGUUGUCUGUAUGCAUGAUACACAGUUUAUAAGAGUGUGACUUUCUCAUAAACUACAUUAUGUACAUGAUAAACUACAUCAUGUACAUGAAAACACCAGCUUUGUUCACCACUGUAAAUAAUUCUGAUAUUGACUUUGUUUUGUGGAGCUGUACAUGCAUUAUCUAACUAGUUUUACCUUUCUCCUCUGGUUUUUAAUGAGUAAUGUUGCUAUUUAAUUGUGUGGUAAUUUCUCACUGUAAAAUCAAUAUUAUACCUGGUAGGUACCGGUAUAAGUGUCACUCAUGCUUAAUCACUGUUCACAUGUUGAUUUGGUGUAAUCAUCAUGUUCAUUAAAAAUCUGUCCACCACCUCACUUUUCAAUGAAAAGUGUUUUGUUAAAGUUGGUAUUAAAGUGCUCUGUAGAUUAUGUUUGUUAGUAGAAUUAGUGGUUUGCUCAGAAAAGGGUGUCAGUGAUUAUUGCUGAAUGGCGUGCAUACAAUUAUUAUUGUUUCACAGAUAAAUAUUUGUUAAUUUAAAAAAGGAAAAGGUCUUAACUAUAACAAAGCAAAACACAACAACAACAAAAAACAAUGUCUACGAAUAAAGCUCUAUCUGGAAAAGUUCGUGUUGGUAGAGGUACCUGGUCAAAAAUGUUCAUCAGGUAAAAUAGAAGUGGCACUGUAUAAUGAAUGCAGUAAAGUUUGUACUUCUUAUAGAAAUGUUCAGUAAAAGGAUGUAAUGACCAAAUAUGAUUGGUUAAUAUGCUCGUGAAGGAUAAACACGGAUUCAGUGUAUUUUACCUGUGUUACUCUUUGUUGUAUGUAAAUGUAUGAUACAGUCUGUUUUUCCAAAUGAUCAUUUUCACUAUGUGCUGAGGUUUGUAUGCUUACUGGGGAGUGUUCCAAGGUAAUGAUUCCAUCCAUGUCCCAACUGUUCUAUAUAUCACAUUCCAUGACACCUACUGUAAAUUUCAUUGAUGUGUUUUAUCAAGUUUUAAUUUUGUCUAUGUUUGUGUGAUAUAAGGGGAGAUGAUCUACAGUUAUCUCCCCUUGAUGCUUUCUUAUGCUGACAUUCCCCUGUACAUGUCUUCUCAACAAAUUAAUAUAUUUUAUUUAACAUUCCAAUGUUUAUUUCAAAAAUAUUUUUAUUUAUAAUCUAACAAAGUUCUCUCAGUUUGCAAGUGCUUAAUUCAGUUAAUUCUAAUAAAGGUAAAUUUUUGUUUACAAAAAUCAGUUAAUGACUGGUUCUGACAACAGAUUUAACACAUUUUCUGCUUGUGAUUUGGAUGAUACUACAGGAUGUUCUUGAAGCAGUGAUCAAUGAUCUGGAUCCAGUCCAGAUAAAUAAGUGUAGUGUUACUUCAUGUAAAUGUAAAAUCCGAAGAUAAACAAGUCCUUGGCUUUGGGUGUUUCCACAAGAUAUUGAAGAUAUCAAUGGAAUAUAUUUCUACAGGAACUAGGUUAUUUAAUUCUUAAUAAAUCUGACUAAAUAUGAUAAUAAGGUGCAAUUUAGUUUGAUUCAGCGGGUCCCAGAUUUCAUAUUUACCAAUAUAUUCAAACUAGAUGUUAGUUUUUUUUGCUAAUCAACAAAUUAAACUUCUAGUGCUUCAGUGGAAGCUUGCCUGACUUAUAAUCUGGGUGUUCGUACACUGGUAGUGCCGGGUAGUAACUAUCAUCUUGUUCCUAUGCAAGCACCAGUUCAGCUACUGUUGUGACUGUGUGUAGAUACAAAUCUGCCCUCUGUAAUACAAUAUCAUAUUCCAUCCACAAUGCUGUUAUAAUGAAGUCUAACAGUUUGUUUUGUUUGUUGAACUCUGAACUCGGUGUUAUAUAAUGUUAUUGUGAUGAUUAAAUCAGACACUUUCCAAUUGGUAUGUUAGGAGACUUGGGGUACCUUCUAGGUCAUUGUGGUAUGUUAGGAGACUUGGGGUGCCUUCAAGGUCAUUGUGGUAUGUUAUGAGACUUGGGGUGCCUUCAAGGUCAUUGUGGUAUGUUAUGAGACUUGAGGUGCCUUCAAGGUCAUUGUGGUAUGUUAUGAGACUUGGGGUGCCUUCAAGGUCAUUGUGGUAUGUUAUGAGACUUGGGGUGCCUUCAAGGUCAUUGUGGUAUGUUAUGAGACUUGGGGUGCCUUCAAGGUCAUUGUGGUAUGUUAUGAGACUUGGGGUGCCUUCAAGGUCAUUGUCAGCUACAGAUUAUGUCUUGUUGCCUAUCUAGCUAUUGACAAUGAAGGAUAGUUUAAAGUUUCACUUCAUAUUGCAAUACAUGUACUAUGAUUUAAAAAUAAGUGAUGUUGUAUAGCUACAUAGACAAACGUAAAUCUACAAUACAACGACUGCAGUAUACAUCCCGCACCUUAUACUGUUAAACUGCUGUAUUGGUAUUUUUAAUGGCUUUUCUUUUAAAGCAGCUGCUUUGAUCUUGAACCAACUUGAUGACAAGUCCAUCUAAGACUGUUUGGUGUUGAGCUGCCUUAGGAGAUGUGGUAGAGAGCUAAAACGUAUUCAUUUGUAUAGUGACGGUUGUGAACUUUGUUGUUUUAUGGUGUAGGAAAGUUUUAAAGAAUAUUUUAUUUGUACAUCUAUUGUAAUACUUCAUGAUUUUUGUCUUAAGUUUCUGUUAUCAUUGAUUUAGAAUAUAAUGAAGGUUUGUGAAAUGUACUUAAUAUAAUUAACAAGUAGUUUUAGCCUAUGGUUUUUGAUUGGUGUUUUAUUAAUAUAUUAAGUAAAGCUUUUACAUUUUGUUGUUUUUCCUUACUGCAGAAUAUCUUUUUUGUGAUGAACUGUUGAAAAUCAAAUAGGAAUGUUGAUAUAUAUAUAUGCUGUUGAUGUUGUUUACUGGAUAAUGUGUGUAUUUUGUAUGACAUCCCUGAUUUAUCACAUUCGAGAAGUGUGUUAUAAUAUAAUACAGCUAUCCUCUGGUAAAACUGGGAAGUAUUGGAAUUAUACCAAAAGGAAUGAUUGUUACAUAAAUAAUGACACUAAAUUGUAUGUUGAUAAUAUGCAUAUUUCGUAAAACUCCAUCAAUAUUGGGAUGAAUUUUGAUAUAUGUCCGUUAUGACAAUUCAAAUAUAGACAUUUUUCUAAUGUAAAUAGAUAUAGUUGAUAUAGAACGUCCUAUUAAAUAUAGCAAAAAUCAAAACAUUUUUUGUAAUAAUCAAGAUGCCUGAUGUACAUCAUUUGAAAGCAAUGUUAUUAGGUUAACCAUGUAAACUUGUGUGCUUUCAGUCAAAAUGUGUGAACUUGUGUAAUGGUGUUGUAAUGGUCUGAACCAAGGUAUGAUGUACUGUGUACAGGUCUGAACCAAGGUAUGGUGUCACUGUGUACCGGUCUGAACCAAGGUAUGGUGUCACUGUACCGGUCUGAACCAAGGUAUGGUGUCACUGUGUACCGGUCUGAACCAAGGUAUGAUGUCACUGUGUACAGGUCUGAACCAAGGUAUGAUGUCACAGUGUACCAGUCUGAACCGAUGUAUGGUGUCACUGUGUACCGGUCUGAACCAAGGUAUGAUGUCACUGUGUACCGGUCUGAACCGAGGUAUGAUGUCACUGUACCGUUCUGAACCAAGGUAUGGUGUCACUGUGUACCGGUCUGAACCAAGGUAUGAUGUCACUGUGUACCGGUCUGAACCAAGGUAUGAUGUCACUGUGUACCGGUCUGAACCAAGGUAUGGUGUCACUGUGUACCGGUCUGAACCAAGGUAUGGUGUCACUGUGUACCGGUCUGAACCAAGGUAUGAUGUCACUGUGUACCGGUCUGAACCAAGGUAUGGUGUCACUGUACCGGUCUGAACCAAGGUAUGGUGUCACUGUGUACCAGUCUGAACCAAGGUAUGAUGUCACUGUGUACAGGUCUGAACCAAGGUAUGAUGUCACAGUGUACCAGUCUGAACCAAGGUAUGGUGUCACUGUGUACCGGUCUGAACCAAGGUAUGGUGUCAUUGUGUACCGGUCUGAACCAAGGUAUGAUGUCACUGUGUAUCGGUCUAAACCAAGGUACAUGUAUGGUGUCACUGUGUACCGGUCUGAACCGAUGUAUGGUGUCACUGUGUACCGAUCUGAACCAAGGUAUGAUGUCAUUGUGUACUGAAAGAACCAGUCAAGCAAAGAGUGCAAUGGUCCAAUAGCACUCAUAUUGCAGGCAGUUGGCAGGACAGUGAUGUUUUAUCCAUUCGGUCCCUUUCAUCAUGUAAUUAUGGAUUUUAAAAAGAAACUAUAGGAUCACCUGUCCUGUCUUACAGUUUUUUUUUUAACUAUCUCCUCCAUUUUUGCUAUCAAGUGCUUUGCAUAGAUAAAUUUAAUUUUUCUAACAUUCAAACAUUAUCUUCUCCCAGAACACAAAAAAAAAAUCUCCUAGCUGUAGAAGACACACUUUUUCAUGAAAAUAUUUCACAUCAAAUUUAAACAUAUAACUGUUACAGAAGACAUAUCGCCACCAGCAUACAUUUAUCUAUGCAUUAUAAUUGUAAAAAUAGUAAUAUCAAAGUUAGGUCGACAUUGUCAGUGUAUAAUCAGUCAGCUGAGACUAAUUGGAGAUCAUAUCUCUGGUAUGGUUUUGUGAUGAUAAUGUUGGAGAUAGCUGGCUGAUGCUGUAUGCUGGCUGUUUAUUGAAAAUCUACCUCAAAUUCACAGACAAAUACAAAGUUCGAGUACUUAUCAAUUUAUUGUCAUUACGAAAUGUAAGUAUCACUGCAUUCUGUUCAUAGCUGUAUUCCUAUACAUCUGAUGAGGUUUUCAAACAAUACAUGCCAGCACAUGUUAGAUUGUUCUGCAACCCUCUCCAGAAUGAUAAGUAUACAUAGAUUACUGACAGGUAUGACUCAGAUUCUAGUACUAGGUACAGCAAUUGUACAGGAACCUCUGAACUGUAGAUACUGGUGUUACAGUACAAUUUGUGUUGUAUGUCAGCACUAAAGAGUAGUACUGUAGGCACACAUUCAGUGUAUGGUCGUGUUGACUUGGAUCCAUGUACUGUUGUACAGUUCACAUUAAUAUUCAUGCCAUGUUGUUCUGAGAGAGUUUUUUUUUUGUAACUUUUGAUGAUGUAAUAUUUACAUACUUUUAUGUAAUUACACAUAAUUGGAUCAUCUACAUACCUGUAUGUAUCACCAAUUUACCUUGUAUGUAAUUACAGAUAAUUGGAUCAUCUACAUACCUGUAUGUAUCACCAAUUUACCUUGUAUGUAAUUACAGAUAAUUGGAUCAUCUACAUACCUGUAUGUAUCACCAAUUUACCUUGUAUGUAAUUACACAUAAUUGGAUCAUCUACAUACCUGUCUGUAUCACCAAUUUACCUUGUAUGUAAUUACACAUAAUUGGAUCAUCUACAUACCUGUAUGUAUCACCAAUUUACCUUGAUAAUCUACAUAGCAAGAAUUAAAAGUUUAAUUAUGAUUCA